Messenger RNA from Thunnus maccoyii (southern bluefin tuna), 639 nucleotides. RefSeq names its product 15-hydroxyprostaglandin dehydrogenase [NAD(+)]-like. The record is from RefSeq and is a predicted model, not a curated record. Gene Ontology annotation, cellular component: cytoplasm. The transcript has 4 exons. Lineage: Eukaryota; Metazoa; Chordata; Actinopteri; Scombriformes; Scombridae. The coding region runs from base 1 to 297 and encodes 98 amino acids. Gene Ontology annotation, molecular function: oxidoreductase activity, acting on the CH-OH group of donors, NAD or NADP as acceptor.
AUGGUGAAAACCCUAGAAACCUUCAGAGGAAUAGACAUCCUGUCCAACAAUGCCAGCAUAUUGAAUGAGAGCGAGUGGGAGAAAACUGUCUCCAUAAACCUUCUGGGUGUCAUCAAGGUAACUUACCUGGUUCUGCAGCACAUCAACAAGUCCGAUGGAGGUCGGGGAGGGGUCAUCGUCAACACAGCAUCCAUAGCAGGUCUCGGUCCUCUACUGCACUGUCCCGUCUAUACAGCCAUCAAACACGGAGUGGUCGGCUUCACUCAAGCCAUAGCAGUGAGGAAAGUUUUCUCAUGAUAAAGUUUUAUGUUUUUAUGUUUUAUACAUUGUGCUUCUGAACAGUUACCAUGUGUAUGUGUUUGUUUUUUACUAGGCUGCCUCUAAGUUUUAUUCAAACUGAACUCUUCUCCACUAUUUAAGACAAACUGGGACAAUUCUCCCACCUGGCUGAUGUAACGCAAAAAUAUGCAGACCAAAGGAUGUUGAGGCCAUUCUUAAUAAACAUAAAUCCUUUCCAUAAUUUCAUUUUCAUAAUUAAAUAACCACCAAAUCUGUCACAACUUUUCAGGUCUUUCACGGUGCAUGAAUCAAAAACUGAAGGACUGAAGAAAUUCAACUGAUUCAAACUUGCAAAACAAC